CGGUGAUCGAUAGGUGCAAUGGGAGUAAUGGGGGCUCAGCGGGGCCCCGUGGCCCACGGCCGGGCCUCCUCCUGCCGCGGGCUGCUGCUCCUCCCGCUGCUGGCGGUGCUGCUGGGCUCCUGCAGGGCGGAGGAAGAUGUGCUGAUGAACACCAAGCUGGCCACAUCUGACCUAAGAUGGACGAGCUACCCUGCUGAUGACUCGCAGUGGGAGGAAGCGAGCUCGAGGGACGAUCAGCAAAACACUGUGCGGACCUAUGAGAUCUGCACCAUCACUAGCACUUCUUCCUAUUGGCUGAGGACGCGCUGGAUCCCUCUGAAGGCGGCGACCACGGUCUACGUGGAGAUCUGGUUUUCCAUGAUGGAGUGUUCCAGUCUGAGGCAGCCGUGUAAAGAGACCUUCAACCUGUACUACUACCCGUCAGAGGCUGACGACGCCACGCUCACCAGCCCGGCCUGGAUGGAGAACCCUUACAUCAAAGUGGCGACAGUCGCCGCCGACCACCUGAUGCUGCGUGACGCCAGGGGCCGCCCUAAUGUCAAGGUGCUGCGGCUGGAAGGACUGCGUAAGGCGGGGCUUUACCUGGCCUUCCAAAGCCAGAGCGCCUGCAUGGCGUUGCUCUCUGUGCGUGUGUUCUACAGGAAGUGCCCGCCCCUGCGCCGCGCCUUCGCCUCUUUUCCUGAAACCGUCCCCCACUCGCUGGUGGAACAGGCUCAGGGUGUGUGCGUGGAGAAUGCCGUGACGCCGCCUGGCGAGCAGUCACAACCUCCCAGCAUGCUUUGUGGUGAAGACGGGGAGUGGGUAGGACAGCCGACGUCCAGCUGCGCCUGUCGUCCUGGAUACGAAGCAGGAGAGACCGACGUACGCUGCAGAGCCUGUCCGUCCGGUCAUUUUAAAGCCGAGUCAGGACCUGUUGGCUGCAGCUCCUGUCCAGCCAAUAGCAACACAAGAAUCCCAGGCUCCGCCUACUGCCCGUGUCACUCUGGUUUCUAUCGAGCCGACUCGGACCCGCCGCACAGUGCCUGCACACAGCCUCCCUCGGCUCCUCGCUCCCCGGUGAGUCAGCUCAAUGACACCAUGGUGACUUUGGAGUGGAGCGAGCCACUGGACCGCGGAGGACGACAUGACCUGACCUACAGAGUCCUGUGCUCCACCUGCGGGCCCGCCACUGCCACCAAGGUCACUUCCUGCUUCCCAUGUGGCGACAGCGUUCUUUACCGGCCGGCGCAGAACGGCCUGACCCAGCGGCGUGUCGUCGUCUGGGGGCUCCGCCCACAAACAAAGUACAUCUUCACCAUCCAGUCGCUAAAUGGCGUGUCUGCACUCAGCCACUCAGAGCCAGCCUCCAGCAAGCUCAACAUCACCACCAGUAGAGAUGUUCCUCCUCCAGUAUCUGGUCUGAGGAGGGUGGAGGCCUCAGAGAGCAGUCUAUCUUUAGAGUGGAGCGUUCCAGUUGUGCACAACCAGUACAAGAUCCUGGACUACGAGCUGCGCUACAGCCCUGAGGAUGGUGAGGAGUCGGUAGAGUGGCAGUACGUGUUCAGCAGGUCUUCUUCUCUGGUGCUAAACGGGCUGCAGCGGGCGACGAGAUACCGGGUGCAGGUCCGCGCUCGCUCUCAGGCCGGUUACGGCUCAUUCGGUGCCGAGACCGGCUUCAACACGCUGCCUGACGGUGUGUCCCAGCUGAUGGUGACUGGAGUCUCGGCCUCUUUGGGGAUACUGGUGCUCGCUGUGGCGGCCAUAGUUGGCGUGUUCUGCUACCGGAGGAAGAGGAGCGCGCACAUCCACGACAAGAGCGGCCACUACCAGAUGGGGCAGACGAUGAAGGUUUACAUCGACCCGUUUACCUACGAGGACCCAAAUGAGGCCGUGAGGGAGUUCGCCAAAGAGAUUGACGCCUCCUUCGUUAAGAUCGAAGAGGUCAUCGGAGCAGGUGAGUUUGGCGAGGUGUGUCGUGGUCGGCUGAGGAUCCCGGGCAGGAAGGAGAACUACGUGGCCAUUAAGACCCUGAAGGGUGGCUACACGGAAAAGCAGAGGCGGGACUUCCUGUCGGAGGCGUCCAUCAUGGGACAGUUCCAGCACCCUAACAUCAUCCACCUGGAGGGAGUCAUCACCACUUCCUGCCCCGUCAUGAUCCUCACCGAGUUCAUGGAGAACGGGGCGCUCGACAGCUUCCUGAGGAUGAAUGAUGGCCAGUUUACCACCAUCCAGCUGGUGGGGAUGCUGCGCGGCAUCGCAGCAGGAAUGAAGUAUCUGUCUGAAAUGAGCUACGUCCAUAGAGACCUGGCGGCUCGUAACAUCUUGGUGAACUCCAACCUGGUCUGUAAGGUGUCAGAUUUUGGCCUGAGCAGGUUUCUGACUGAAAACUCGUCAGACCCGACGUACACCAGCUCUCUGGGCGGCAAGAUUCCCAUUCGGUGGACGGCUCCUGAAGCCAUCGCGUACAGGAAGUUCACUUCAGCCAGCGACACGUGGAGUUACGGGAUUGUCAUGUGGGAAGUGAUGUCAUACGGGGAGCGACCGUACUGGGACAUGAGCAACCAGGACGUGAUAAACGCCAUCGAGCAGGACUACAGGCUUCCCCCGCCGCCGGAGUGCCCCGCCUCCCUGCACGCGCUCAUGCUGGACUGCUGGCAGAAGGAGCGAGCCAACCGGCCGAGGUUCUGCGACGUGGUGGCGUCCCUCGACAGGCUGAUCCGAAACCCCACCUCCCUGAAAGUGACGCACCCAGAGGCACAGAGCCUGUCCCAUCCUCUGUUGGACCAGCGAGUCCCGCCUCCUCUGUCGGCAUGCGGUUCGGUCUCCGAGUGGCUCCGAGCCAUAAAGAUGGAGCGCUACGAGCAGAGCUUCCUGCAGGCCGGAUUCACCAACCUGGACAUCGUCUCGCAGCUCAACACUGAAGACCUCCUCAGAGUGGGCGUGACCCUCGCAGGGCACCAGAAGAAGAUACUCUCCUCCAUCCAGACGCUCAGGAUACACAAAGCUCCACCCACCAUGCUCUACUGACCAAUCGCAGCCUGGUCACAGCACAACACUCAAAAUGACCCUGACGCUGUCCACCGUUGUACCCGAUCCAGCCAAUGGGAACGCUUUACAGCCUGAAACACUAACUGAUGCAGUUUCAACCAAUCAGAACGAAGGAAUGAGAUGACUAUUCUUUGACGGGCUGGUUGAACCUCAGGAUUUCUAUUGGCUCGUCUCGCUGAACCACAUCCCGAGGUUGCUUGUUUUUUUAAAUCCACUCUGAACAGCAGAGCUCACAGAAAUCAGCCAAUCAGCAUCCAGCACAGAAAAGAUGUUGGAAGACUUUGGAAACUAUUCCUUAUGUGGACUCUUCUGAUUGGAUGUUCCUCCACUGUAAAGACUAAGCUCCGCCCCUUGCUGGGAGCAUAGCUUUCCCAGCCUGUUUGAUGGCUGGAUUUCCAGGGCAGGAGGCUUUUCCACUGAAGAAACACCAAGAAAGAAAAAUUACAGGCAGAAAAUGACUAAAUUCUGCUGGAAACACAAGCAGGAUACUUUGGUUUGUACUUCCUGUAGAAGAAACAAACCCUUUGCAGGAUGCUGCCACUGUGACCGCACAGACCUCAGAGCCUUUUAAAAUGAGCCGAACGGGUUUUACGGUGACGUGGACGGUGUUUGAGUUUCUUCAAGCAGGAAUCUGAACACACGUCUUUCUGAAUGACAUCUUGGGAAUGUGGGACAUGCGGGAAUUCCAACGCACCGGUCGGUAAUCUCCCUCUCAGUGGGAUUAUUUCCACACCAGUGUUCAGGACCAUCUGAAGGGAUUCGUGAUGUGACCUGUCAGCAUGUUCUAGCAAAGUUUCAGCAUCAUACUGUUUGUAAUCUGUGAGGAAUAUUCUGGGUUGCCUCAGAAAACACCAGUGUACUUUUCGAGGAAGUCUUUGGGAAUGUUCGCUCCCUGCUCAGACCAGAACUUCUCCAAAUGUGACUCAUCGGGUGCUGAAAUUCUCUGGAUUAAGGGAAGUCAUGUGGGAGUAUUUAACUGUACACACGGUAGUUUUCUCAAUCAGACUGAAAGUUUUUUAAAUUGUUCGGUGCCUACAAACGAUCAAAGCCCACCUGUAGUGGGUUUCUGUGUUGUGAACGUACUCAAGUGUAUUUUGUCCUCCAGCUGUAAGGCAUCCAUCAUCUACAUGAUCUCCCCUUUAUAGACUCAGCUCCCUGUGGCCUAAACGUAUGUGACUGUCAUUUAUCAGCCUUUCACGUGUUGGGAUGAAGCCACUGCAGGUUUAAUGUUUUAAGACCAUUUUCCACAGGAAGUGAAAAGCCAUUCAAAGCUUCAGUGUUGGACACGAGGACUACGUUUGAGGACUACAGCAGACAUCUUUUUGUUUAAUCGUGAACUAUUGAUGGUUUUGUAUCGUAGCACUUUUUUUUUUGUACCUGAUAUUUGAUCGUAUUUUUACACAAAGCAGGAGAUCAGAGUUUUUAUAGUAAACCUACAUUUCAGGCGAAACGUCGUCUUCACUUUCUGAAGAGAAACGUAUAAAAGCAAUCUGCCUUAGCUUUCACGGAGGCGAGUGAGACGAUCCAGGUUCAGGACCAAAGAUCACAUCUGCCCACUGGAGCGAGACUGUGCGUCUGCCUCGCUACAUAAAUGUUUAACGGCGGCCCACAAACCAGCUCUUCCACUUUUACAACACUAACAUUAACCAUCAGGCCAACAUUUGGCAGUUUGCCUCUUCAGUCUCUUCUGUUCUCCGGCCAAACACUCAUUAAUGUGAGGAGCAGUGUUUGUUAGCGAUGCUUCACAGACAGGAAAUACCUGAACGCCGCCAUCACCUUCCUCACAGAGCCACCAUCGUGGUCAUCGUCUCAGGUGUAACUCCAGCAGACGAUGAUCAGCCAGUUAAAACCACCGAACUAAUCAUGUGACCUGGAGGAGAUUGUCCACUGCAGUGUUUCUGCAGAGGUUUGCAUGCAUGCAAAGGAGCUGUUGGGUAACAGAAUAUAACAGGUGUUCUCCUACAUUUUAAACGUCACGAUAAGUCUUGUAUCCUGUUGUUGCAGAGCAGUAACCUGGUAGGAACAGACGAGACUGAAAAGGCCUCUGAGAUCAGAGCUGACUGAAAUAUAGAACAAAAAGAAGGGAUUGUUGGCUGUAGAUCAGGGGUGGCCAACUCCAGGCCUCGAGGGCCGGUGUCCUGCAGGGUUUAGACCUCACCUUGGGUCAACACCCCUGAAUC
Maylandia zebra (zebra mbuna) is the source of this 5207-nucleotide messenger RNA. It is a transcript of the gene ephb4b, whose product is annotated as eph receptor B4b. The record is from RefSeq and is a predicted model, not a curated record. Gene Ontology annotation, biological process: axon guidance; protein phosphorylation; ephrin receptor signaling pathway. Lineage: Eukaryota; Metazoa; Chordata; Actinopteri; Cichliformes; Cichlidae. Gene Ontology annotation, cellular component: plasma membrane; dendrite. Gene Ontology annotation, molecular function: ATP binding; protein binding; transmembrane-ephrin receptor activity.